Messenger RNA from Cetraspora pellucida, 314 nucleotides. NCBI's taxonomy places the organism in Eukaryota, Fungi, Glomeromycota, Glomeromycetes, Diversisporales, Gigasporaceae. The record is from the annotation of a GenBank genome assembly.
CACAAAGCAGGCAAACACAAAGUGGGCAAGCACAAAGCAGGCAAGCACAAAGCAGGCAAGCACAAAAGGGGCAAGCACAAAGCAGGCAAACACAAGAUUGGCAAGCACAAGGUGUGCAAGCACAUAGUGGGCAAGCACAAGACGGGCAAGCACAUGGUGGGCAAUUACAAAGCAGGCAAGCACAAGGUGGGCAAGCACAUAGUUGGCAAGUACAAAGCGGGCAAGCACAAAGUGAGCAAGCGAAUGGCAGACAAGAACAAGGUGGAAAAGUGAAUGGUGGGCAAGCACAAGGUGGGCAAGCAUAUAGUGGGCAA